This is a messenger RNA of Bactrocera neohumeralis, 2461 nucleotides long. RefSeq lists its product as uncharacterized. The coding region runs from base 120 to 2315 and encodes 731 amino acids. The record is from RefSeq and is a predicted model, not a curated record. The transcript has 4 exons. Lineage: Eukaryota; Metazoa; Arthropoda; Insecta; Diptera; Tephritidae.
UUGUAUUGCAAUAAUUUAAACAGUUACAGUUGCAAACUCACAGCUGAAGCAUCGGUCGAGCGUAACGCUGCGAAUAUUUGAUAUUUUUAACAAUAUAAAAGUAAAUUAGAAGAAUAGAAAUGGGUGAGCAUCACUGGUUCUCUACAACAAUCACAGCCGACUUACCGCCUUUCGCUGUGCAAGCUGGUCAUGAUUCGGAUGGGGAUCCCAUCUAUGUUGGACGCGCAUAUCAUAAUGGCGAUAUGCUGGUUGCUAAAGUUGUGCCAAACAAAGGUCAAGCGUAUGUAGCGUGGGGCGGUGAAGAGGUGAACAAACACGAUAUUGAAAUAUUGGCUGGUCACCAUUACCAUUGGGUGCCCGAUGCAAAUGGUUCGGUGCCACCUAAUGCAAUCAGUUGUGGCCAGACUAGUCUCGGUGAGCCGUUGUAUGUGGGACGUGGUUAUCAUGCCAACAGUUUGACACCCGGAAAAAUUCAUCCAUCGCAGGGUUGUUUGUAUAUAGGUUUCGGUGGCGAGGAGGUCUCUCUUAGCAAUUACGAAGUGCUCGUGCAAACCUGGGUACAUUCGUCGCCAUAUCAGCCGGUGCCACCGGGUGCCGUUGUGGGUGGCCACGACUCUGACGGCACGCCCAUCUAUGUGGGUCGUUCAUUUCACGAGGGCGAUAACCUACCGGCCAAAGUGAUACCCAGCAAAGGUUGCGCUUAUGUCUGCUGGGGCUGUAAGGAAAUACAGAAAACACACUAUGAGGUGCUAGUGGGUCAAGGCUAUGCUUGGGUUCCUUGUUAUGGUGGUGCUGUGCCGCCCAAUGCUGUGCGCAGCGGUACCACACGCAACGGCGAACCAUUGUACAUAGGUCGCGGUCAUCAUGCCAACAGUUUAACUGUUGGUAAGAUACAUCCAUCACAUGGCUGUUUGUAUAUACCGUUUGGUGGGAAUGAAGUGCGUCUUGACUCAUACGAAGUGCUCAUCAGACAGGCUGCAGAUCAAUGGGUGCCCGCAACACCAUACCAUGUGCCGCCGAAUGCCGUCGUUGGUGGCUACGAUUCGGAUCGUGCUCCCAUUUAUGUGGGUCGUGCCAUGCAUGAAGACUACAAAUGGGUGCAUUCGUCCGCGUACGCCUCCAUUCCACCAAAUGCCGUAAUUGGUGGUAACGACUUUGAGGGCGAUACUAUCUACGUCGGUCGCACAUUCCACAAUGGUGACACUUUGGUGGCACAGGUUGUGCCUAAGAAGCAAAUUGCAUUUGUAUCAUGGCGUGGAGAAGCCAUUCCCAAGGAUCAUUUUGAGGUACUUUGCGGCACAAACCUUAUCUGGCGUCAUUGUUAUGAUCACGUUAUACCAGAGAAUGCUGUGGUUUGUGGCAAGACAGCGCUGGGUCAACCAGUUUAUAUUGGGCGUGGACAUUACGAAGGCAGUUUGAGUGUUGGAAAGGUUUCAUCAGUUCAUCGCGCCUUAUUCAUACCAUUCAAAACUGCCGAACGUCGCUUGGAAUCUUAUGAAAUUCUGGUGGAACAAAAACGCCACGAAGGAUGGGCAGUAGGUGAUACAACGCCACCACCACCACCACCAGCAAUAGAGGACAUAAAACCACCAUAUCCCGUACCGCCCAUUGUGGACGUAAAACCAUACAUACCACCACAAGAUGUGAAGCCACCAUCGGGACCACCAAAGCCUAUGCCAAUGCCACAACCACUCGCUCCACCAGCAACAACCGAUCCCUACAAUCCGCAUCCAGUUUUCGAUCCGCCGCCACCAUAUCACUCAAUCGGUGUUCCAGUUUAUCCACCCACCCCGCCAAUUCCACCUUAUAUACCACCCAGCCAGCCAGCUGGGUAUGGUCCGCAACAAUCUGAUACUUGGGUGGUUUCAAGCGCCAAUUAUACGCCACCAAAUGCUGUGUACGCCGGACACGAUACUGAUAUGUCACCAAUUGUGGUUUGUCGCUGCUUCCACAAUGGCGAUUUGCUACCAGGCAAAGCGAUACCGAGUCGCGCUUGUGCCUACGUGUCGUACGCGGGUCAGGAGAUUCAGAAAGAAAGUUUCGAAAUUCUCGUCGGUGAGGGUUACGAUUGGAUGCCGGCUUCAAAUGGUAUGAUGCCACCAGGUGCUAUAGAGGCAGGACGCACUGACAACGGCGAAAUAUUAUAUGUGGGUAGGGCCCACUAUUGUGGCAGUCUGACACCUGGUAAAAUUCAACCAUCGCACGGUGCACUCUACAUUCCCUUCGGUGGUUGUGAGCGGAGGAUUUCUAACUAUGAAGUACUUGUACGCCACAACAAUUUCUACCGGGAUGAAGCGAUAAAAAUUUGUUAUUAAAUGGUGAAAUAACAGAAUAAUUUGUCAGUAACAUAUUUUUCAUAUAUUUAACAUAUAUGUAUGUAGAUGUACAUAUUUAUUUAAUCAAUGCAGCAUUUUCAAAUAUAUACACACAUAUUUAAGCAACGAAAGCUUAUUUCACUAGA